AUGUCUUCCAAAACAUUCACAGUCUCGGCUGCGUUGUGCCUUGCUCUCGUUUUCAGCCCUACUACCGCUCUGGCAGCUCCCCAGAUGGAUGAUUUCCCAUUCUCUGGCAGCGAUCCCACCCAACACAUGACUUCCACGGGGGACAGCGAGACCGAUGCCGGUUUGGGCUACAACAUCGGGAUUCCUGACGGACCAUCCUUUCAUUUUGGCGCUGGAUUUCAUCAAAAAUCGCGUGCAGGCAGUUGCGAUGCGAGUGCGAGCAAAGACGUCAAUGCUGGAAUGGGAUACGGUGCAAGUAUUCCCGACGGACCAUCUGCUGGCUUUGGUGCUGGAGUUCAAGAUUCUCGAUCGGGCGAUGAUUGCUCUGAGACUGAGACUCCCGAGGUGAUUGAGACGGUGACUCGUACGGCUACCGCUUCUACUGAGGUUGUUGUGGUGACUGUUACGGCGGAGAUGUCUACUUGGACGGAGAGUAUGAGUGGGCCAUCAAUUACUACCUCGGAGAUUGAUGAUAUGCCAUCCACCUCAACCAAGGCCUCUGAGAUGGUGUCUGUCACGAAGGAAUCAGAGGUUCCCUCCAACACUGAGAACCAGGUCACACCAUUCGAGACCUCCAGUCCGAUCAUCACCGGUGACAAUAACCCCAUGAACAACAGUCCCAUGGUGCUCCCGCUCACCAACACCAUUUCCAUGACUACGUCCAUUGCCACCGCCAUCGCCAUUCCAAUUCCACUAUACACGCCAACCGCCCAAAUUCCCAUGCACUCGACGCCCAUGGUCCAAAAUUCGGCUCCCACCGGCCCAUCUAGGGCCCAGCCAGUCUUCAACUCUGCACCUUCCUUUGCUGCCCCUCAAAUAUCACUCAUGGCGACAACCGUCUCGCUCCUCCUCCUGACCGCGGGCAUGGUCUUCUACUAA
Messenger RNA from Penicillium oxalicum, 918 nucleotides. Its product is annotated as putative cell wall protein. Bases 1 to 918 code for a protein of 305 amino acids. The transcript is spliced from 2 exons. The record is from RefSeq and is a predicted model, not a curated record. NCBI's taxonomy places the organism in Eukaryota, Fungi, Ascomycota, Eurotiomycetes, Eurotiales, Aspergillaceae.